Prorocentrum cordatum is the source of this 2778-nucleotide messenger RNA. Lineage: Eukaryota; Dinophyceae; Prorocentrales; Prorocentraceae. The record is from the annotation of a GenBank genome assembly.
CGCCCCCAAACGGCCCCCAACCGUAGCCAUUGUGGCUUAAGCACAGAAGCGUGCAUCAGGUUGAGGUGUGUCAGUGUGGCCAGUCUUGCAGAUCCGAGCUCUGCAGGAUCUGCCCUGCUGCAGAUAAUCAUGAGCCAAGGCUACCAGUCAAUGAGCCAGAUUGACAAGUACACGCACAAAGCGUUUGCCGGGAUUGUGGUGACCCUAUCGUUUGCAUACGUCGUGAUGGUUGUGGUCGAAGGUGGGAGGGGUGUAUACAAGGAGUGUGUUUUGGUCCAGAGCCACGAGACGAGCACUCGUCAUCUGAGCAAGGAGGACUUUGCGCAGUACUCUUUUGGCAACUCGAUGAUCACCGUCGCCGCUUUCUUACCGACAGCGCCUGUGGCCGCCUGCCUGCUCGCAUUCGCUGCAACGCCUUACCUGCGCCGAGUGUCCGAGUACGCCUUCGUUUUAUGGGCGAGCAAGUGGAUGCAUGUGGUCUCCAACCUGCUGGAGUGCUCUGGCUGGUCUUACUGGAUUGUGAUGGUGCCUGCCUACCUCUUCGGGCUGUUGUACAUAACCUCGUUCGUCAUGUUCCUCGUGCUUCUCCUGCACCAAGUCAGAGCCCUGGAGGACAGCUCCUACUUGGACCUUGGCUCGUCGCGCCUGCGUUUGGCUCUGAGGCGCCUGUCGGCAACCCUCGUCUUCACCCGUGCUGGUGGCCAUGUCUUGGAAUUCGGGCCUCUGGGGAGACCAAGGCGAGCAUCCGAUGAGAGUGGUCACUUCGAUGCUCUCUUGGGCGUGCCUCGCUCAGAUCCUCCACGUCUCGCUGCUUCCGAUCCUGGCGAUCCGACGAGUGCAGAGUCUGGCUUCAGACGCGCUGCUGUCGGAGAGCGCCAGGGCGCUCGAGGAAGCCAGGCAGGCUCCGAGAUUUCUCAGGCUCCAGCAGCUCGGUGUCGCCGCCGGCCUGGCCACCUCCCUCGUCUGGUUCGCCCUGUUUAUCUGGUCCUACCGGGCCCUCUGGCCGCUGCCCGACGCGAGCGAGGAGGCGAAGACGCCGCUGCUCGUGCUCGCCGGGUCGCGGCUGCCUGGGAUGGUGGACACAAUCUUCAACUCGUUGGCGAGCCUUGCGAUCAGCGGAGCGUUCUUCGGCGCCCUGAGCGGUGGGAGGGCGCUGCUCAAAGGCGAGGCAGCGCGCAUCGGUAAGUGGACGAAGGCUGCGAAGGAGUGGUCUUCUCAUCCGGAUGCCGACUGGCAGGCAAAGGUGGCAGAGAUGGCUGGCCGAGGGGUAUCUCUACAAGCCCUGCUCGGUUUCUAUCGCCGCCUGGGCAAGGAUCUGAUGCCUGGCUUCGACCCCUCGCGCCACACCACGCAUGACGUGGUGUUCCGAGCGAUCAUCCCUGAAUCGAGCCAUCAUCGGAAGUCCAUGGCGCAGGUCAUGAUGGAGGACAAGCUUGUAGAACCCGAGAAGAUGGUGACCCAUAAUUGGCAGAACUUGUUCUCGGACUUGAUUUCUGCAAUCGUCGCAGACGCACUGGGCGAAAAGGAAUUCUGCAGGGUGUCUCACUUGCUUCUCAAUGACAUCGACACUAUCGAGAGCUGGAUCGAUUAUGCUGGCGUCGGUCAGCGCACCUACUGGGUAUGCUCCUUUUCCGUCAACCAGCACACAUCCACCUGCGAAAACACCUUUGGGUCGGAGGACUCCGUGACAGGCGAGAAGUACCCCGCUUGCAAAUGUGGGUUGCCCAAGGCAUUCAACAAGACCCCACCGCUGUCCAGCGAGGGACAAAGCAUCGAGUGCGAGAUGAACAAGUUCGACCCCAUGGUCCGGACCCUCUCGGCCAGGAGCAGGAACUUCUCGCAGCUUGUUGCGGUGGACAGGCGCUUCGAGGUGUUCAACCGAGCGUGGUGCGUCGCCGAGAUUGCGGCAUCGAACUCCAUGGGAAUGGACCAAAGGUUGCAGCUCCCAUCGCGACGGAUACUCCAGGAGAACCUGCAUGUGCUCUCCCGUCUGGAGAUCUGCAGCAUGGGGGCCAGCAGGCCCGAGGACAAGGAGGAGAUCUUGCGCCACAUCUCGGACCACGAGGCUUUCGACAGGAGGCUGAGGGACAUGCUGCUGGUCCAUCUGCUGCCCUCGUGGUCCACGCUGGACUCGUGGGACCACAUGUUUUUGGCAGGCAGGGUUGCUCGCUGGCAGAUCGUUGCCUGCAGGCUAUCCAGCAGGGUGUGGGAUCCGGAUCUCGAGGGCACGCUGGGCCACCCGAUCGAUCUGUGAGGAUCCCGGGGCCCCGUGCCGUGUGGUGUGGUAGCUGUCGAUCGCCUCCUCAGGUGUGACGCCGCUGUGCCUUGUGCGCAUGAUGACGUGGUCCUCCUCAGGGGUACCGCCGUCGAGCCUUGUGCCGAGUGCCAUUUGGACCUGUGAGCAUCCAGACCUGUGCGCUCGUGGUGGGUGCCUGCUCGAGUCCGUUGCCGAAUGGCAGUGUGACUCUCGUUCUCGUUUUGGCUUCGCUCUCCAGCCCACAGGGGCAGGAUCUUGCCAUCCUCAGUCGGGCAUCAACGUGUAUCGUCGCGCUGAUCUGGCUGCUUUUAUGUCUUGAUAUCUAGACUAUGUGGACUUUUUCCCCGAUCUUGCGGAGGGGGUCCAGUUGUGUGUUCCCUUGGGGGGGUCUGGGGAGGACCCCUCGGGACAUGGCCCGGGCCACGGGCAGAACGCCAGCGGAAGCCAGCGGAAGACGGCCGCAAUCAGCCCCAUGUCAGCAGACGCGCUUCCUGGCGGCACGGACGGCCCCAAGAUGGCCC